UUCAAAAUAAAAUGCAGGACAAGAACCUUCGUAUUCCGCAGCAUAUACAGAUAGAUUCGAUCUCGCCGGCGACUAGGUUGUUGGAGAUGAGGAAGGAUAUGUAUGAAGAGCAGGAGGUGUUUGAGAAGAAGAAGGAAGCGUUUAAGGCUUCGGAGGAUAGUUUUAAGAGGAGAGAGAAUGAGUUAAAAGAUAAAGAUCUCAAAAUUCAAGAGAGUUUGAUCAAAUUCUCGAAGUAUCUGGAGGAAAAUGAAACUAAGAAAGACAAGGCAAACGAGAGAAGGCUUAUCGAAGAGAAUGAGAUUAAGGUCAAGAGUAAGGAAAUUAAGAGUCUUGACGAAAAAUAUAACAAAUUAAAAGAUAAAUAUAACAGAGUCGAACGCAAGGUUGAAGCCAUGAGAGAAUACGAGGAUUUCCUCCAAAAAGUUAAGGACGAAAACCCAGAUGAAUAUAAUGAACUCCAAGACAUUGUCAACAGAUAUAAUACUCUCUACGAAUCUAACCAAAAACUUCAGGCAAGUCUGAAUAAACUAAAUAAGAAGAAAGAGACCAUUAAUGCUAAAAUGGCUAGUUAUAUUAAAGAGAAAAAGACCCAACAAAUGACUAUCACUAAUGAAAUUGGAGGUCUCCAGAAAUACCUAGAGACUAUGGAGAGCCAGAAGUCCAAAAUUCAAUCUUCUAGUGAAGAAAUGAAACAAAAGAGAGUCCAAGGCACCAACGAGAUUGGAAAAAUUAUUUUUAGUAUCGAUAAUCUCUAUGAAAAAGCCAAGACCAGAGUUGACAAAAAGAGUGAGAAGAUGGACGGCAAAGAAAAAACCUUCGAUGAUCUUGAGAAGAGAGGUAUUCAUGCGCUAGAGCAGCUUGAAAAAAUCAAAACAAAUACUCUCUUCAGAGCAGAACUUUGUGAGAGGCUUGCAAAGAGGAAAGAGAAACCUGCUAGAUAAGAAAUUAAUUUUCAAAAUAAAGAAUGCUAAAA
This is a messenger RNA of Moneuplotes crassus, 973 nucleotides long. NCBI's taxonomy places the organism in Eukaryota, Ciliophora, Spirotrichea, Euplotida, Euplotidae. The record is from the annotation of a GenBank genome assembly.